UGGUGAUCUGUCUUGCUUGUCUCUCAUAGCGGCGGAAUGAAAGGUUUUUUCUUUUUCUCUAAUUCAGAAGCUCCUCUUUCAAAUGUCCGAGUCUGGUUUUCCAAGCCGACAGAACCCCUCCCACCAACCCACAACAACAGGCAACAGCACAAGUACAACACGAAGAUAAGAGGGAGCAAAAAGAGAGAGAAACACAAGCAGCGCCAUUAUUCCCUUCACUGAUGAUUGGUCGUCACGGCAUUGCCGCUCCGUCUACACCAUCCGUGAGAACUGUUUUUUCUGCACACCAAAUUUCUCUCGGAUGCUCUGUUUGAUGCUCUCUGCCCGUUCUCUCUCUCUCCCCCUCCCUUCCUCCUUUUCCUUCCCACGCCGUCACUAAUUCUUUCAUAGACGUCUCCAUUUCUUUGGAGGUAUCGUGUUCUUGCUUCGCUCUAAUCUUCCUCCUUGUUCAUGACUACAAGGUUCUGGUACGCACGACCGUGACUGUCUGAAGAUGAUAGAGGAUGGGAGGCUGCUGGAACGUCCUUUUUUUUUCCCCCCCUCGAACGGCAGCAUUUGGUUGGUUGAAGAGACCUUUACGAAUGGGAACUAAGAUCAAAGGAUUCUUAAAAGGGAUCAAAUACAUAUCACAGAUUUUUGUCUACAAAGAACAUGAAAUGGAAAUAGGGUAUCCUACUGAUGUGAGACAUGUGGUGCAUGUAGAUUUGGACGACCCAUCCGUGACUCCUCCUAGUUGGAUGAAGGAGUUCAAGACAGCCCCUGAAUUUUCUUCAACCUCAUUGGCGAAUUUUGGACAAAGGGAUAUGGUGUCUUGGGCUUCUAGUGACUUUCAGACGCCUGAGGAGCUACUUCAACAAGGCCCUGACAUACCUGUCGGCUCUCCCCCGCGCGAAACCCCGAGGAAGACAUCCAGGCGCAAGAGAUCCAAGGACUCUUCAGCAACAAGAUCAUCUAAACCUCCCAAGCAGAAAACUUCCAAUGCGGAUAAGCAGAUGUAGACGUUCAUGGAGGCUAAUGAAAACUGCAGUUAUCCUAUGUCCUCCUCUAUUCCUUGGUCGUUCUCGCCUCACAUGAAAAAAAAAAAAAGAACAGUUGAUCGGUUUAAGUGGUAGUGGCUGUUCGUGGAUUCCUGACUUGAAGACAAAAAAUGGAAUUUGGACAGAUUACCAUCUGUAAAGUAACUUAAUUUUUUCGUUAUUUAUUUAAUUGGGCAGUGUAACAACUUCAAGACAUAAACGGUGUGGCAUUAGUGUCGUCCUUGCA
Messenger RNA from Nymphaea colorata (pocket water lily), 1263 nucleotides. RefSeq names its product CRIB domain-containing protein RIC1-like. The coding region runs from base 504 to 998 and encodes 164 amino acids. The transcript is spliced from 5 exons. NCBI's taxonomy places the organism in Eukaryota, Viridiplantae, Streptophyta, Magnoliopsida, Nymphaeales, Nymphaeaceae. The record is from RefSeq and is a predicted model, not a curated record.